AUGGGCUUUUACUCAGCAUCAUCCACGUCCUCGCCAUUCGAUGGCCCCGUUAUCAUUGAUAAAAUGGGCUUUAUACAGUCAGCAUUCCGCGCGGGAGGCCCUUAUUUAUGCUCACUGCCAGCUGGUACGAUUAUAACUGGUCCGCAUUAUGACCCCGACACUGUGUACGAGAUCGAAGGAUAUGCGGCAGAAGUCCUUGGUGACCUUCAUCUGCAGUAUCAAGGCAUUCGGCUCGUGGGAAGAUACUCCAAGUUUGACCCGGAGCCUGAACAAGUCACAACCGUGCUUGUCACAAUGCCAAAUCAACCACAGCCAGAAUUAUGGUACCGAGCUGCAAAGGAGAUUGACCAGUCGCUAAUAAACCACCGUCAUCAUGGAAUCUCGGUUGAGAUCAUCGAAACAGACCUGUUCAAUGGCAUCUAUUGCUCGCCUGUUGAGUCAAGCCAUUCAAUCUUCCUUAAGUGGAAGAACCUCGCGCAGGAGAUCGUGUCCCGUUGUCCUAACACCCAUGACUGGGUUGGAUUGGACUGUUUUCGGUAUGGAACAAACCCCCUUCGCAGCUCCAAUCCAGUGACGGUAAUCAUCCGUGUCCGCAAAACGUGCGAAAAUCCAUUCAUUACCGCUGCACGAUAUGUACAUGGUAUUCUUGUGGCAUUUGGUGAAGCAGCAGUAGAUGUUUUGUUCAUGAAAGAUGCAACCAAAUCCUUUGUCUGGAACCAGAUAGUUCCAAUUGAGGCUGCCAAUGGAUCGGUGUACCCCGGGGUUAGCAUCGGAAUACAUCGAAGCUCAGCAGGCUCUUCCACCUUGGGUGGCUUUGUCCAACUCCGAUUCAAAGGCCAAGAGAGUUGGGAUACAUAUGCUCUUACCUGCUUUCACUGCGUCUACCCGCCAGAAAUGUAUCAUCGAGAUCGCUAUCUUCGAACUUCCGAUGCUAAACAGGGACUUGAGAGAUGGGUAAGACACCCCCUGACGAUGCACGACAGUGCUUUGUUCCUUGAUAUCGCGAAGCGCAUUCUCCGAAUCGACCACCCAGCACCCCAGGAUCUGAGAACCACGAUCGACUCACUGAAAGAGUCCAUUAGAAAGCUGAAGAACGCUUCUUUCUAUGACUCAAAAGUCGAGAUCGACAAGGGAAGACAUGGGAGACUGUCAGAUUCUGCCAAGGUUGGGUAUGAGGCUACGCUGAGGUGCAUUCGACAAUUGGAGAAGGAGCGGGAUGCAUAUGCAAAAAUGCUGGACAAUGGAGCAUAUUACCUCGGACAUGUUGCUGCCGGAAGUGGGAUGAACCGCACCCGACUUGAUGAGAACAAUGAUCGGGUCGCCGUUGACUGGGCUCUGAUUAAAAUGUCGAGGAAUAGAAUCCACCGACAAAUGCACAGAGACUACGUCUCUGGUAAAAAUGGGUUCGAGUGCAAUCCACUGACCCACACGCCGAUCACCUUCACGCAUUAUGGUGGCUCAAUCCUGGAUGUCUGCGAUGGACUAAGACUUUACAAGUCCGGGCGAUCUACUGGCAUGACGUGUUCGGUGCAUCAUGGCUUGGAAUCUAUCAGGCUUGAUCGGCUUGAAAGCAAGAAGGGACCUGGAUACGAUCUCGUCAUCACUUGGGUCUCCAAGACCGCGACUCCUGAGGAUUCCAUUCCAUUCGCACGACUUGGAGACUCUGGUGCUUGGAUAACCAGAGUCGAUGGCAAGGUUUUCGGUAUAGUGACCGGAGGCGAUGAGCGGCAAGGUACCACCUACUUCUGUCGGAUGAAUGAUGUGUUCGAGGAUAUUAAGGAUAAUACCGGUGCCGUUGAAGUCAGAAUAGCCCCAGUACCAGUUUCGUGA
Molecule: messenger RNA, 1830 nt
Organism: Penicillium paradoxum
Lineage: Eukaryota; Fungi; Ascomycota; Eurotiomycetes; Eurotiales; Aspergillaceae
Exons: 3
Coding region: 1-1830 (609 amino acids)
Source: RefSeq, a predicted model, not a curated record